Molecule: messenger RNA, 3057 nt
Organism: Oncorhynchus keta (chum salmon)
Lineage: Eukaryota; Metazoa; Chordata; Actinopteri; Salmoniformes; Salmonidae
Product: SPRY domain-containing SOCS box protein 4-like
Exons: 7
Coding region: 833-1885 (350 amino acids)
Biological process (GO): proteasome-mediated ubiquitin-dependent protein catabolic process; intracellular signal transduction
Cellular component (GO): SCF ubiquitin ligase complex
Molecular function (GO): protein binding
Source: RefSeq, a predicted model, not a curated record
GACACUAGGACACACAAAUAACCUAGCCAAUCGCGUCACUCUUGACUUGUGCGUUGUGGUCGAUAACCUAUCCUCGUUGAAGCGUUGUAGACGAGGUGAAUGGAUAUUCACAAUGCAUCGACUGCUGGAGCGGUUCUGAAGUUACAAUCGAAUACGACUCACACCACACAUUGGACUGCUCUUUCAACUUUGAACCCUGAGUCUCACCUUCAGACUGUAGAUGUGGCUUUCCUAAGAACCAACAGUCUCGAAGAAGAGGAGUGCUCGAUAGUGACGGACACCGUAGCGAAGGACGUCACAGCAGCGAGGAAGAGGCGCCGAGGGCAGGAGCAGUAGCGAUUUCGAAUGGCUUAGCUUCUGCCAGGGAGGGAAGAGAGGGGGUUUACCUCUCUGGGGAAAGGCUUUCCCUCAGCAGGACUCGACCUGCUUCUGUUCUCCUCUUCUUUUUCUCCUUCAGUUCUUUCCACAAAGGAGAGAGGAAGAGCUUUUGUCACCGCUCUUCUCUUUUGGUUUGUUUUAUAUCGGCUUUGAGGAGGAACAGGAACGAGACGCAGUGGAGUUGCACAGAGGGGAGCUACGCUACUGUUACCUCUAACACAGAAGACAUUCAGUCUAUGCUUGAACAGGCGUGUCUUCGUUGGCCCCUUUUGAAGGCAGCUUUGUGGCGUGAGCCUGCAACAGGAGUGCAUCAUCACCACUCCCUGUGGUUCCCCUGGUUACUGCACUGAAAAUCCGCUUUGAUGAGGUAACGCCGGGGCGACGGAGGACCAAACCGACCCAAACUAACAGCUUCCUCCUCCCCCCUUUCCACUCCCCCUUUCUCACCGCCACCAUGGGCCAGAAAAUCUCUGGCGGCAUCAAGUCAGUGGACAGUCGCGGCGAGGGCGGGUCACCCUCGUUCCGUCCCUCGGCCCACCGCCGGCUCCUCCACCCCGAGCUGCGGGGCACCGACUUCCACAAGCCACCACGGUUGGACCUACUUCUAGACAUGCCCGCCGCGCCUCCAGACCUACAGCUCCGCCACGCCUGGAACCCAGAGGAUCGCUCGCUCAACGUCUUCAUCAAGGAGGAGGACAAACUGACCUUCCACCGCCACCCUGUAGCCCAGAGCACCGACUGCAUCCGCGGUCAAGUGGGCUACACGCGGGGACUUCACGUCUGGCGGAUCCACUGGCCAGUGAGACAGCGAGGAACACACGCCGUGGUGGGAGUUGCCACCGCUGACGCCCCCUUACACUCGGUCGGCUACAUGGCGCUAGUGGGCAGUGACUCAGAGUCCUGGGGGUGGGACUUGGGCAGGAACCGACUGUACCAUGACAGUAAGAACCGGGCCCAGGCUUCCCUACCUUCAUAUCCGUGUUUCUUAGAGCCCGAGGAGGCUUUCGUAUUGCCGGACGCUCUUCUAGUGGUGUUGGAUAUGGACGAGGGCACGUUGAGUUUCACGGUGGACGGACAGUACCUGGGAGUGGCGUUCAGAGGCCUGAAGGGGAAGAAGCUGUACCCCAUCGUCAGCGCCGUGUGGGGCCACUGCGAGAUCAGCAUGAGAUACGUCAACGGACUGGAUCGCCCAGAUCCCCGUCAUCUAGCAGAAUGGAAGGAAAAUCAUAUCUAUUACCUAAACGGAAGAUUAAACUACCAACGUGACAUUCAGAACUGCAAUAUCUUAUGCUUCACGGAGAUGUGGCUGAACGACGAUGUUAUCAACAUACAGCUGGCUGGUUAUAUGCUGUAUCGGCAGGACAGAACAGUGCCGUCUGCGGAGCCCCUCCCCCUGAUGGACCUGUGUCGUCGGGCCGCCCGGGUCGCGUUGGGUCGAGAGCGCCUACAGGAGAUAGAGACCCUGCCCUUACCACAGUCUCUCAAAAAUUACCUUCAGUACCAAUGACCAGAACCGUACCGCCUGACCAGACCCGUACCAAUGACCAGACCAGUACCUCACACCACCAACUGGGACCAUCCGGACAGAAACCAUGAUGAACUAAGUGUAAUAGAAGAACGAGAGGGGGAUUGAAUGAAUGCGGGCAGACAACGGAAGCGGAAUGUUUACACUGUGGGCUGUCGCUCUGCGAUUAAUGGAUGGACACUUGAGUUCAGAUUUUUGACGGGAGGAUGAUGGAUACUCGAGUAUCGGGGUUUUAACCCAUUUUGGACUUUUUUAAUGAUUGAUGGCUGUAGCUCUCCUCCAAUGAAGACCCUAUUUGACAGAAUGGUAUGGUCCACAGUCACUUUUAAGUAUGGCAAUAAGUGGUGGUUUUAGGAGGCUACCUGCUGGUUGGAGUGAGAACUGCGCCUUGAAAGCACACAAACUAUCCCGGGAGGCUUUUGAACUCAGAUCACUGCUACUGGGUACACUAUACUCAAGGUCUCCUACCAUGUCAGUCCAAUCAGCAGACAGACACAGGACAUUUCUACAGGGCUCAAAUGUGUCCAUUUUGAGUUCAACAGGCCUGGAAUCCACUGGUACCAUACAAUAUCUUCCCCGCUGUGUUAAAGGACCCAUUAAAGAACUAUGCCAGUCUAGGCAAACCUAGUUUUUCUGGAUCUACAUCAAGUAAUGCAAGGGGAAACUGUAGUACACAACUACAUGAACAAUGGCACAGCAGCCAUUUGGGGAGGGGGGUGGGUUCAAGGAUGGUUAUGGAUGACCACACACACACCUAGCAAUCAUUUUUUUCUCAAAAAGCUUGAGUCACUUUUGUAACUUCUAAGUUUGUACCCUAUAUUUUAUAGUGAGUGUGGAUUAUAAUUUUGAUGACGAUGAUGAUAUGAUGAUGAUGUUAUUUAUUUAUCAUGAGGUAGUUCCUUUUUAAAAUUGAUCAUGAUGGUUACGUUCAGGUAAAUAUACUACACCAAUAUGGGAGAUGAUGAUCAGCUCUAUCACCCGUAGGCUUUUCUUAACAGGAUGCUGCUUUUAUUAUUAUGAUCGCUGAUGGUUUUAAUCUAUAUCUGCCUGCUGGGAUGAGACACCCGGGUCAUACUGGGGCACACAGUGGAAUGUAUGGACAGUGAUGUCAUUAGCAGAUCUGAAAUGUGAAUAAAAGCAAAGUGAAGGAAAAA